AUGGAUCCCGACGCAAGCGUACCGGUCGAUGAGCCAUCUGUCUUCAACUACGUCCUCUCCUUCCUCCUCGUCGGAGUAGCAUGGGGCUUCACGACGCCAUUCAUCCGACGCGCCGCAGCGGACUUUAACGCACGGCAGGAAGCACACCAGAAAUCCCAGGCACAGACGGUGCCGGAGACGCAAUCAGCGCAGUCUACGACGGAGCUACAGGAUCAAAGCCCCACGGCAACCAGCGCCACAAAGAAUGGAGACGAAACCGAAGAGCGCCCAGAAGAGGAAUCUGAAGAGGAAUCGGGAGAGGAGGACCAGCCUCUCACGUCGAAUGCGCGUUCCAGAACAGCUGCAGCUGCAGAUGCAGGAAGUAGCACUCCUGUUCCGGCGUGGAUGAAACCAAAAUCGACAUCCUCAUGGCUCCCGACCAAGAUCGUGACGGUCUUCUGGACGGUUGUUAAUCUCCUCCGCACGCCGGCGUAUUCCAUCCCGCUUGUUAUCAAUUUGACGGGAAGUGUUUGGUUCUUUUUGUUGGUUGGGAAGCAUGAAUUGUCGUUAACUGUUCCAUUGGCGAAUUCGAGUGCAUUCCUCUUCACCGUCCUCGGGGAGUGGUAUGUUGAGCGCAAGGUCAUUGAGAAAGAGACAUGGUUGGGGAUGGCGCUUGUCCUGGGCGGCAUUGGGAUAUGUGUGCACUCGAAGAACCUGAGUUAG
Molecule: messenger RNA, 702 nt
Organism: Aspergillus udagawae
Lineage: Eukaryota; Fungi; Ascomycota; Eurotiomycetes; Eurotiales; Aspergillaceae
Exons: 2
Coding region: 1-702 (233 amino acids)
Source: RefSeq, a predicted model, not a curated record